UCAUCACAUGUUCCAGUAACUGGGCUCCUGUUUGGGGACAAUUUACCGCAACAAUGUAAAGACAUCCAACAAACGAACAAAAUUGGACAGAAAGUUGGAUUCUCUACUGGAUCGCGGGGGACCGACAACAAGGGUUCCCUACACAGAGGGAACUUGGCUAGUGCCGGCAGAAGACGCGGUAGCUAUUUAAACUAUCAGCGUUACAGCAAGCACCAGGGAUCUCGGUGGAAUCACAAACCGCAGCCAUCAGCAGGAGCCAAAAAGUAGAUUUGCCAAGCAAAAAACUGGCAGACUCCAUCCGUGGCAAGAGCGGCUACAACUGAUGGCAUGCCAUUUGUCUGGGAAAACCUGCAACGUCAGGGAAUUUCACAAGACGCUGCCGACAUUAUCAUCGCCUCUUGGCGACCUGCAACCAAGAAAUCUUACAGAUCAGCGAUCCAAAAGUGGAUUUUAUUCUGUGCUCGGGGACAAAUUAAUCCCGUUCGAGCACCUGUAACAGUUGUUCUUGAUUGCCUAACUGAAGAAUUUCAUAAGGGUAACAGUUAUAGCUCAGUGAAUACCCUACGUAGUGCCAUAUCGGCAAUCGUAGCUCCGAUAGAUGUGAGUCCUAUUGGGUCACAUCCAUUGGUUAAAAGAUUCAUGACAGGUGUGUUUAAUUUGAGACCUGCUAUGCCAAGAUAUAAUUUUACUUGGGACGUAAAUAUUGUUUUCAAGUACCUAAAAGAAUUAGGUCCUGGAGAAAAGUUGCCUUUAAAAAGGCUUACAAUGAAACUUGUUAUGUUGAUUGCAUUGAUUUCAGGACAAAGGUGUCAAACAUUAUCUUUGCUUGAUUUAGAUCAGGUCAAUGUCACUCGAAGCAAUGUGACUUUUGUUGUUACUAAGUUAACAAAGACCAGUAGAGUUGGCAGUAAGCCAAUAAGUGUGGUGGUGUCAGAGUACCCGCACGAUGAACACCUAUGUGUUAUGAAAACACUUAGAGAGUAUCUGAUUAAAACUAGAACUUUCCGAGGACGCGAAAGGAGUUUGUUUUUGAGUUAUACUUCCCCUCACAAGCGUGUAGGGUCCGAGACAAUUUCUCGUUGGAUCAAGAUGACACUGCAAGAUGCAGGUAUUGACAUAGGUAGAUUCAAGGCUCAUAGUACUAGAUCGGCUGCAUGUAGUGCAGCUUUGCAAAGGGGAGUUCCCCUGGAUGUCAUAAUGACUACUGCCCAAUGGGCAAGGAGUAGUACUUUUGCUAAGUUUUAUAAUAAAACUAUUGUACCAGCAAGUCAGAAGUUUGCUGACGCUGUUUUGAGUUGUGAAGCAAAAUAGGCUUCGAAUGUUUGUUCUCUGAAUAAAUAUACAGAAACAUCAGAAA
Molecule: messenger RNA, 1357 nt
Organism: Patiria miniata (bat star)
Lineage: Eukaryota; Metazoa; Echinodermata; Asteroidea; Valvatida; Asterinidae
Exons: 2
Coding region: 328-1311 (327 amino acids)
Biological process (GO): DNA integration; DNA recombination
Molecular function (GO): DNA binding
Source: RefSeq, a predicted model, not a curated record